Molecule: messenger RNA, 437 nt
Organism: Caenorhabditis angaria
Lineage: Eukaryota; Metazoa; Nematoda; Chromadorea; Rhabditida; Rhabditidae
Source: the annotation of a GenBank genome assembly
AUGGAUAACACCCAUGAGAUAGCUGCGAAGGUCGCUCUUCUCGUCAAAAACGAGAAACCCCAAAAGCGUCGACGAGUCGACCACGAAUGGCGCCCUCGAUGUGCUGUCUGCUCGGGCGAGCAUAAACUUAUUGAUUGUUCCCAAAAGGGAGAAGUAAAAGCCGCAACGGCUGCUCGAUUCCAAUUGUGCUUAAUGUGCGGGCAUCCCACCUCUGGUAUGUUUUUUUUUUUUUGUACUUCUUGUGUAAUGCUGAGUUAUUUUUAGCUACUCAUCACGAAAUUAUAUGUAGGGAGAGAUUCGACAAUAGAUGUCGCCAUGACAUCUGCGUCCUCGUUAAGGCGUGCCACCAUUUUGCUAUGUGUCCCUUGGACAAGCAAGAACCACAACCACUUGGUCAAAUGAAGGAUAUGACACUCUCGACUUCCUCGAAGAAGUGA